Molecule: messenger RNA, 531 nt
Organism: Sphaerulina musiva SO2202
Lineage: Eukaryota; Fungi; Ascomycota; Dothideomycetes; Mycosphaerellales; Mycosphaerellaceae
Product: Thioesterase/thiol ester dehydrase-isomerase
Exons: 3
Coding region: 1-531 (176 amino acids)
Molecular function (GO): fatty acyl-CoA hydrolase activity
Source: RefSeq, a predicted model, not a curated record
AUGUCUGUCCUCGAACGGCUGAGGGAAGUCUUUAAUCUUAGGGCUUUUGCGGAAGAAACCGAAGACGACGACGACGAAGACAACUCCACCUCCAACCUCUCCAAACCCAAAACCAAAAACUUCCUCAUCCCCUGGCUCCAAACCCUCGAAAUCACCUCUGCCGAACUCCUCAGCCCGACGACCACCAAAAUCACCUAUCGCUUCCCCGUCACGCGCGAAUAUCUCAAUCCCAUGCGGACGUUCCACGGAGGAGCCAUUGCUGCCAUGUUUGACGUGUGCACGACGUGGACGUUAUUUCCCAUUGCCGAUUAUGGAUUUUGGUCGACUAUGGGGACCACGAGGAGUUUGGUUUGUACGUAUGUGAAACCCGUGUUGGAGGGGGAGGUGGUGGAUGUGGAGUGUCGGAUCGUCCAUGCCGGAAAGAGACUCUGCUUAUUGACGGGAAUCAUGAAGAGGGAAAAGGAUGGGGCGAUUGUGGCGACUUGUGAGCAUAACAAGUACAAUAUUGAUGCGGACGAAUCGAAAAUGUAA